Aricia agestis (brown argus) is the source of this 1718-nucleotide messenger RNA. RefSeq names its product pyruvate dehydrogenase [acetyl-transferring]-phosphatase 1, mitochondrial (gene Pdp). NCBI's taxonomy places the organism in Eukaryota, Metazoa, Arthropoda, Insecta, Lepidoptera, Lycaenidae. Bases 167 to 1663 code for a protein of 498 amino acids. The transcript has 4 exons. The record is from RefSeq and is a predicted model, not a curated record. Gene Ontology annotation, biological process: protein dephosphorylation. Gene Ontology annotation, molecular function: cation binding; protein serine/threonine phosphatase activity.
AGUUUGCAGGUGAAUUUUUGCAAAAAAAUGUAAAAACAGCUUAAAAUGUGUAUGUUUUAUUACUAAAUUUAUCUUCCUAUUAUAUUGGAUACUAAAUCUCAAAAUUGAAUUUGAAGAAAGUUCGUGAUUGCAUAACAUGUACGAAUAACAUCGUACUUAAGAAAAUAUGAAUUAUCCUUUUAUAGUUGCAGCUAUAAAUACUUAUAAUAAAUUAGAUCGAACUUUAAGACAGAAUCUUAUAAAUAAAUAUAUUCAAGAACGUAAAUCGCCGUGUCGUAAUCAGUUCAAUUAUCGGACAUUUAACACUACAACAACAAAAUGUCAAGCACAAAAAGAUUGUCCUUCUGAAGUUCUUCUUUCGCCUCAAGAGGUCACAUUGAUACUUCGCAAGAAUGAGUUUAAUAGGGAUCUUACAAAUGGAUCUGUUAAGUCGUAUGAUUGCAAUCAGUUACCAUCCAACAAUCCCAUUGAAGACACAAGAAGUGAAGCACAAUGCAAGGUGACCCCAGGUUUACUCAUGGCUGUGUAUGAUGGCCACGGAGGACCCGCCUGUGCUCAAGUCAUCUCAAAAAGACUCUUGAAAUAUAUAGCAACUGCCCUUGUGCCAUAUAAUAAACUAGAAGAAUAUGCAUCCAAAGAGCCAAGAGAAAAUCUAAUAGAAACAUUCAAUGAUAGAGCUGAAAUUGUUCAAGAUCUUAAAAUUAUUUAUGAUAAAAGUUACAACAAAUAUUUACAAAGACUACUAGAUGAGAAAAUAAAUGUACCUGAUGUAAAGGAAUCAUUAAUAAAGGGAAUAAUGCAAUUAGAUGAAGACUUAGGAACAGAGGUACUUGAACCGUUUAAUGAAACUAACUCUGUGAAUCAUAGAACAUUAUCUGUAGCUUUGUCUGGUGCUGUUGCCUGCAUUUCUCAUAUAGAUGGCCCCCAUCUUCAUGUAGCAAAUGUUGGGGACUGUAAUGCAGUUAUUGGAACCAAGACAGAGGAUAACGAGUGGGUAGCUAAGAAAAUCACUAAAGAACAUAAUUCUGAAAAUUUUGACGAGCUAAAAAGGAUAUGGAAUGAACAUCCCGAAAGUGAAAGAAAAACAGUUAUCAGAAGAGACCGACUUUUGGGUGAGUUGGCUCCGCUACGAAGCUUAGGAGAUUACCGUUACAAGUGGAAAGCUGAUGUUUUAGAAAAAGUGGCUGUACCACUAGUAGGACAAAGAGCGAUACCUCCGAACUAUUACACGCCCCCAUACCUAACAGCUAAGCCUGAUAUAUAUUACCAUCGGCUAACACCCAAAGAUAAAUUUAUGAUUAUUGCAUCAGAUGGUUUGUGGGAUAUGAUGACUCCGCUUCAAGCUGUGAAGUUGGUCGGUGAACACAUGAAAGGAAAAGUGUUUUUCAACCCCCUGAAACUUCCAAAAAAGAAUAUUCAGCUGGGUGAUAUCAAUGAGUUAUUGAUGCAUAGAAAAGAAAGCUUGAAAAGCAAGCCAAAAGAUAGGAAUGCAGCUACGCAUCUUAUCAGACAUGCGAUCGGAGGCACUGAAUAUGGUGUAGAUCAUACUAGACUAGCUCAUUUAUUGAGUCUUUCUUCUGAUGUAAGUAGAAUGUUUAGAGAUGAUAUGACGGUCACAGUUGUUUACUUUGACUCUGAAUACCUAAGGCAGUGUCCUUCCUAAUUAUUUAUUUGAAUCCUAUUUGUAAAUAUCAGUAUAAUAAAAUAUUUAAUUUAAU